Molecule: messenger RNA, 6654 nt
Organism: Mercenaria mercenaria
Lineage: Eukaryota; Metazoa; Mollusca; Bivalvia; Venerida; Veneridae
Exons: 4
Coding region: 297-2558 (753 amino acids)
Biological process (GO): neuropeptide signaling pathway
Cellular component (GO): membrane
Molecular function (GO): G protein-coupled peptide receptor activity
Source: RefSeq, a predicted model, not a curated record
UCUCUAAAUAUAAUUUAUCUUUCUUCCGUCUAAAGGUAUAAAAUAUCUUUCUUGCACUGAUUUCCUGUCGGACAUCUUACCACUUCGUGACAUUUGGUGACUUUUGGCGAUUUUAUCAAACUCUUCGGAAAGACAGUGCCGUGUCAAACAAUUAAAUGCUUUGAGAAAUAUUUUAGCAUCAUAUUUGUUUAUGGAAUAAUACAAAGCUAUGGAAAAAUGCAUAUCAGCCAGAUCGGCUACGUAAUGUGCUAAAAUCAAUAACUUACAAGUCAUAUAGCUAUCAAGUCUUGUACAAAAUGAAUAACACAACAAUAAACAAGGAUGCAUUGCUUGAACAGCUUAACAACGAAAAAGCUGUUCUGAUGAUACCUGCUUUUGUGUAUUUGGUGGUUUUAAUGCUGGCUGGAAUAAUUGGCAAUGUUUUAAUUUGCUACUACUACGGUUUCAAAUCGACAAGAAGUUCAGAUAAUAUGUUUAUUCUCGGUGCUGCAAUGUACGAUCUUAUCUCAUGCACUUUGUCGAUUCCAAUAGAAAUUGUGGACAUAAACAUUUUCUACAAUUUCCCUUACGCCGGUGCUUGUAAAGUCAUGAGAUUCGUGACCUACUUUGCGGCAAUUGGCAGUGUGUUUACACUAAUAGUCAUUGCUAUUGACAGGUACAGAAAAAUUUGUAGACCAUUCAAGAAGCAGUUCAGAAGUAAGGGGGCUAAAAUAGCAUGUGGGAUUUCUAUUCCGUUUUCUUUGUUGCUGUCAUGGCCUGCCGCCGUAUUCUACACGUCUGAACCUGUGGAAAUAUUGACAGAGGAUGGCAUCAAGUUGCAAGGUUUCGACUGUACAACUACAAGAGAAGCCUCAUACAAGAUAUAUCUGUUGAUUUUCAAUGGAUUUUUUCUUUGUUUCUUAAUUUCGGCCGUUAUCCUUUUUGUGUUGUACGGUCUUGUUGGAAGAGCUAUAUAUAAACACCAUAAAUCACAAAUUCAGUACACUCGACCAAAAUUGUCACAAUCUAAUACUGCUGGGUGUGAUGGGACCGAUAACAACAGUCCAAAAGAAAACGUAAAUAAAAUAAUGACAAAUCAUGGAACAGGAGGUGACAUGGAAGCUCAUUCUACCGGAAGUGAAAUUCUCUCUACAGUUAUUCCUAACAAACCAAAAGAACAUGAUAGUGUGAAAACUAUGAAAUUUACAACAGUAAUGUUUGUUAUAACAAUAGUAAUAGCUUUUUGCCACACCUAUAUAUAUAACAGGUUUGAUCAAAAGAAAUCAAAUGAUAAAUACAAAUACACGGUUACCGAAUCUGUUGAAUCAGAAGCGGACGCAGCUAACAGAAGAAGUGCUAUUAAUAUGGUAGCCGCAACAAACACAAAUAUAAAUGGAAAAUCCCAAAACCAGAAUAGCUAUCAAGUCUUGUACAAAAUGAAUAACACAACAAUAAACAUGGAUGCAAUGCUUGAACAGCUUAACAACGAAAAAGCUGUUCUGAUGAUACCUGCUUUUAUAUAUCUGGUGGUUUUAAUGCUGGCUGGAAUAAGUGGCAAUGUUUUAAUUUGCUACUACUACGGUUUCAAGUCAAGAAGAAGCUCAGAUAAUAUGUUUAUUCUCAGUGUUGCGAUGUACGACCUUAUCUCAUGCACUUUGUCCAUUCCAAUUGAAAUUAUGGACAUAACAUUGUUCUACAAUUUCCCUUACGCCGGUGCUUGUAAAGUUAUGAGAUUUGUGAUCUACUUUGCGGCAAUAGGCAGUGUGAUAACACUAAUAGUCAUCGCUAUUGACAGGUACAAAAAAAUUUGUAGACCAUUCAAGAAGCAGUUCAGGAGUAAAGAGGCUAAAAUAGCAUGUGGGAUUUCUAUUCCGUUUUCGUUGUUGCUGGCCUGGCCUGCAGCCGUAUUCUACACGUCUGUACCUGUGGAUGUAUUGACAGAGGAUGGCAUCGAGCUGCAAGGUUUUGACUGUACAACUACAAGAGAAGCCUCAUACAAGAUAUAUCUGUGGAUUUUCAAUGUUUUGUUUCUUCUUGCUUUCAUAAUUUCGGCCAUUAUUCUUUUUGUGUUGUACAGUCUUGUUGGAAGAGCUAUAUAUAAACACAACAAAUCACAAACUAAGAACACUCGACCAAAAUCGCCAUGCCAUCAUACUGUUGAAAGUCAUAUGACCGAAAACAACAGUCCAAAAGUAAACGUAAACAAAAGAAAGACAAAUCGUGAAACAGAAGGUGUCAUUGAAGCUCAUUCUAAAGGAAGUGAAAUUCACUCUAAAAUCGUUCCCAACAAAUCAAAGGAACACGUUAGCGUCAAAACUAUGAAAUUUACAACAGUAAUGUUUGUUAUAACAAUAGUAUUUAUUGUUAGCUUUUUGCCACACCUAGCUUUGUCGCUCUGGAGGGCCUUCCAAGGCACAUAUGAAGGGGAAACUCUUUCUGGUGCUGGAUUAGUUGUCUUUCAAAUUGGUCUGAGAUCAUAUUUGCUGAACUCGGCAAUUAAUCCUUUUAUCUACGGAUGUUUUAACUCGAAAUUUCGAGCAUUUAUCUACAUGAAGUUCUGUCGGUGUUGCAAAGGUUAACUGAUAGGUGCACGAUUCCUCGAGCUCUGGUACAACAGUACAGUAUCAAUUACACUCCAUGACCUCCCACUGAAACUCUUUUCUGGAGAACGUUCACACAACAUACAUGAUAUAUCUAGUUUUCAUAUAUUGAUAAUGUCAAAUUGAAUGUAGUUUAAGACAGAAUAUGCAAAUCUUUAAUGCUGGUAUUAUAUUUGUAUAUGAAUACGUAUAAAAGUUUUCAGUAUCCUUAUUUAUGAACUUGGCCAUAGGACCUGAAUCUUUCAUGAGACCAGGGAUUCCUAAGUCGGCAUUACUUCACAUCAUGUUCAAUAUAAACAUAACGCUUCUCUAGAAUAUCUAAAAUCGGUUAAAAUCAGAUAAAACGUUACAUGUAUAUAUGAGCCACGUUUUAAUGCAUAUAUCUACACUGGUAAAGAUAUAUGAAUGUACACAAAAUCUAUAAGUGUUCUUGCCUAUGAUCUUGACAAAUGAAAGUACAAAACAGCAUCUUACGGGCGACACACCUCACAAGGCAUUUUUAAAAGUUUUAUCAUUAUGCCUUUACAGCAGUACAAAAUGCAAGUCAACGUGUAAAGUCGUUCUGUGAUUAGGGCUAACUUCAACUUGAUGUUGUGUUGUAAAGUUUGAUACAAUUACAAAGUGAAAGUUAUUUCUAUAACGAAAUAUGCUUCGAAAUAUUGAGUUUAAUCAUUUAAUUACCCAUAAAAAGUUUCAAGCUCUCAAGUUUCAAUAAAACAAUAGACGGUUGCAAUUAUGCACUAUCCCGGAAGUAAAUUCAUUUAGAAAGUAAAAUCGUACUUUUACUUAGUCAAUAAAAUGUUAAGCCCAUUAUAAAGGUAGAUAAUUAUAAAUGUUUUUCAUUAAACAACUUACUGGAUGGGAACCAGUUUCCGGAGACAUUUGCAUAUCUCGGCUCCAUUAUUUCAUAAAAAAAUAUAUGACCUAAAUAAAGUCCACACUGCACAAACUUCAGCUCCUUCCGCAUCAGAUGUUGUAAUCUGUAUCGCGUUAUGACGUAAAACAUGGGUUCCAUGGGGCCUCAAAUGGGGUCACAAAAAGAAGCUAUUUUCCCCGUGAGGUAAACCAGUAGCCGGACAAAUAUUCUGACGAUGUUUCGCUGUAAUUUUGAUAUCGAAAAAAGUAAUAAAACACUUUCUACACAUUUCUUUAUCAUUAAUCUCUUCAAAAAUACACAUGGAACAUAUCCUGACGUUCGAUAGCAGCUACGAAAGCAAACAGAAAAAACUCGAAUUUCGUCUAACACGAAUUCUUGAUAAUUCCAAUAGAUAUAGAAUAAAACUAGUGCAAAAAUCGACAGCCCUGCAUUUUAUGUAACUGUUUCCGUGAAAUUAAAAGUAGCACAUGUUAUCAGCAGACAAUCAAUAUGUAGUUUAAUUAUUUCUUCCCCACUUGAUACCUCAGCAAGCGUAAUUUAGUGCGCAUGCGCAAUGCUAUCUUCAUGCCCCGUUAAGACAGAAAGUUGUUUUGUAAACACAGGUGAUGUAUCAUCAUAAAACCUAACAUUAUACAGCCUUGUAAUGUAAUGGUUUGCUGUAGACAUGAAGAACAAACAUCUAAAUGAUCUAGAUGAAACAAUUAUGUGAAUAACAACGAAAUAAAGCAGAUAUUACAUGUGUCCGGAAACUGGUUCCUAACCAGUAUGUUAUUAUAAAAGGUGUCAUAAUGAAAAUCGGAAACCUUAACCUGUUUCGUUGGGUCCACCUUUGUGGCUGUCUUAGGGCUGAGUAAUUGUAACAUAAUAUGCAUAUUAAUUUAUAAAAAUGAAUGUAGUUACAAGAUCAUUUCUGCGGUUUGAAUAUUUUCUACAUUUGAUUCCUUAUACAUUUGUUGGUGAUUCCCCAUAUCUGGAUAACUUUUGUUUUUAUUGUCCGGUAAUUUUAGAACUUAGUGGGAGAAUAACAAUAGGGAUUUGGGCAUAUCCAACCAGCCUAAAUGUGCAUGUAUUCUACCACUGACCGUUUCAAGGUGGAGACUCAUGAUCCUGUAUGUGCAUUCGUCAUGGUUGUACAGCUGUAUUUUUACUUUAUUUAACCAUUACAUAUCCGUAACAUUGACAUCCAUGCAUGCGCUGCUCUAGCGUUUUAUUCACAGUGGAAACACCAUCAUGGAAUGAGGUUUUACGAUACGUUGAAUGUCCCUUAUACUUUGUAGAAGCCACAUUUGAAGAAAUACUUUAAUAAAUUAAGAAUGUUAAUUUCAGUGGCUAUAUAUGUUGUUGUUUUUUCCCCUUUUUUAAUCAAAACUGCAAAUUGUGUGUCAUGAAGUAAGAACCAUUCAGACGAUUCGGGCUCUUGGAAAUAAGCUAAACAUAGAAACCAUAGAACAGUUGAACCUGUCUUGACAGCAACCUGUAUUAUGCGGCCACUUGCCUUAAGCAGACAGCUUUUCCCGAAGUCACUUCUUUAUUUCAACUUGUUUUAAGCAUCCAUAUGUGUCGUUUCUUUGCGAGCUGCCUAAUACAGAUUGUAUAUUCCAACUCUUUGCCAUAUCUUUAGGUUGUAAGUUUAAGUCUGUGAAGUUUAACUCUGUUUUCUGUGUUACAAAAUAUGUAUUUUGCUAACAUUUAUUUUUAAAAUCAUAUGUAUUUUGUGUAUAUUUACAAUGUAUAUGUUACAAUUUAAAGCUUUAACGUUAAGAUUUAAUUUCCUUAUGACUUUGUACCGACAUUUCCAAUGACACGCGUUUUUCUUUUGUUGUUAUAUUUCCUUGUUUCAUUGAAUAUGACGGUCGUUUUUAUCUGAUAGUGAAAUAUGUGAAAUAUGUGAAAGGAGAAAACACACUCUAUAAACGACUGUACUGCGCCUCCUCCUGUUGCGGCCGAUCAAAACAAUAAAAAGACAGGUUGAAGGUGAGAAAUUGUCUUAAAAUCAAUUACUUUGCUUUACACGGUGUAUUAAGAAAUAAUGGUCAAAUCACGGCAGGUAGUAAACACGAAGGCUGUAUGUCCAGUCGCAUGGUACUUUUCAAUGAAAUAUCGGUUUCAAUGGGUUGAAAUUCUAGAAAGAAAAGUCUUAUACGGACACAUUGUCUCAUGACGGUGAACUUUUGUGCCAAGCUAUUUCAGAAUCCCUUAAUGCAUAAAGAAGUUAUGGCAUGGACACGAAAAAUGGACCCUCUUUUGCCUGGCCUCAAGUGUCACACUAAAGAGAUAGGUACAAGAAUAAGACGGACAUUAACUACAUAUUGCCGAUGUUUGUAUGUAAAGUUUGAGAGAGGUGUAAUAGUAUUCAAGCAAUUGCACGACAAAAUUUUUGAGGACACACAUACAAUUAGACCGAAAUUUUGAAGAAGAAAAAAAUCCACUUGAUAACCAUGAAAUGAAAGACGAAAAUAUCUAAAGUCUAGGUCACAAAAUAAGUAAGCACCUCCAGGUACUUGUUCAUACGUUCAGAAAACUAUGAUAUUCUGAUAUUAACCUGUAUAUCAGUUCCUUUAAAGACUUCUAUGUUAAAAAGAUCCUUUGGAAGCAAAGAAUGCAACCAAGAAGAAUGAUAGCAGACAGGUUUAAUUGAGUCUGUUCCUGAGAGGUAAUGAAAUGUGCAACACCUCUCAUGCCCCCUAGCACCGGCUACAGCGGAACUCUAUUAUGCGUGUUGAACAGACUCCAUGAUCCCAAAGGACCAGAAAAUAUAACAACACUGAAUCCAAGCACGGGGAAACUUUUUUAAAGCCGCCACACGGCACAUAUUGCUGUCGUGGCAGUUGAUAAAAUCUUUUAAAAGAUCAUUUGGAAGCAGGGUAAUCAAAUGUGCAACACCUUUCACGCCCCUUAGCAGAAGUCUAUAAUAUAUUUUACUUUCUGAUAUAUGGAAUGCAAACAUUGUCAAAAUGUCAAAAAGUCAUUAAGUGUUUAACCUUAACAUAUUGUUGUAAAAUACACAUGUAAUAAAAAUUAUAUAACAGAUAACGUGUGUUUGGUUGGGUGUACUUUGCUGUACAAUAUCUCCGUUGUAUGCAUAAAGAAUACUCCUGACAAAUAAUCCAGACAAAAUCAUCUUGUUUAAUUUGAUCAAAGCUUCUUUAUGUCUUUUAAAGCACAUAUUUACUAAUUUUCAAUUCAUUUCGCCUAAAA